AUGCGACAGCGCUUUCACGCACCCCCAACCAUGAUCACAAGACGCUUAUUACGGCCCGCCGGCCAGAUCGCCUCGUCACAAUGGACCUGCUCAGCAUGUCGCGCGAGAGCCCCCCUCCUCCAAACCGUCCAACGAUCCCAAACCCGUCCCAUAUCCUCACAGUACGAACCCGUAACUCACGGCGUACCGAUACUACAUCACGAUAAAUUCUUCGCGGAGAAGGGUAUCCCUGGGCUAUUUUCACCAAAAGGAUACGAUGUCGCCUGGACGCAAUACCAGGAAGUGCUCCUCUCCAAACUCCGCGAACUUACAAGUGGUACCCCAGACGCCCACGCCGAGGUGAAAGAUCUCGUCAUCAGAUACGCCCGCGAUCCCAUGAACGCCUCGCUGUUCAACCACGCCUCUGCCGCCUUCAACAACCAUUUCUUCUUCCAGACGCUCUCCACCCACCCCGUGCUGUUGGAAAAGCAGCCCCAGCUUCAGGACUCCCUCAUCAACACAUUCGGCAGCAUCGAGACUUUGCGGGCAACCAUGCUGGACACUGCCGCCGCCAUGUUCGGCCCAGGCUAUGUCUGGCUCGUAUGGGCGCGACAAGUCGACAAGGCACCGAUGAGGGCCCGCAACGGCGCCUGGCGCAUUCUCACGACGUACCUCUCCGGCACACCCUUUCCCGAGGCUGGUUACCGCCAGCAAGGCGUUGAUAUGAACAAUCAGAACCCCAACUCAUACCAAGGCUACCUCGCCCAGCAAUCCCAGUUACCGAACAACACCGCAGGGGCCUUUGGCGCACACUCGGGCAUCGGGAGGAAAGAGGCGACCAUUCCUCCGGGAGGUGUCAGUCUCGCUCCGGUGCUCUGCGUGAGCACGUGGGAACAUACGUGGAUGGCCGACUUUGGCAUCGCGGGCAAGAGGAAGUAUCUGAACCAAUGGUGGGACGUGGUGGAUUGGAACGCAGUCGCAAAUUUUGCACCAACAGAGGCCACAGCUUCGCAUAUGUUCCAGCUGAGAUCGUAA
Molecule: messenger RNA, 1014 nt
Organism: Zasmidium cellare ATCC 36951
Lineage: Eukaryota; Fungi; Ascomycota; Dothideomycetes; Mycosphaerellales; Mycosphaerellaceae
Exons: 2
Coding region: 1-1014 (337 amino acids)
Biological process (GO): superoxide metabolic process
Molecular function (GO): metal ion binding; superoxide dismutase activity
Source: RefSeq, a predicted model, not a curated record